UUGAGAAACAAAACUGUAAGCGUUUACUUCUGCUCAAAGAAAAUAAAAAAAAACUGGGAGCUAGUUUUCUAGGCGAAUCCAAUGUUGUCAUUCUAGGAGUCCAGUUUUUGUGGUGUGUGACUAAGGAAUGAAUAGAGGGAAAUAUGAACCGGAUGACUGGGAAGAGUUUGGAACUGGGAGUAAUGAUUGUUUUUCUUCUGAUUAUGUACUCCCUCACAAAGAUUCCUCAGAAGGAGGAUGUAGGUCCUCUAAGUUUGAGCAGCUAGAACAGCAGAAAGAGCCAUUUUUGGAUUACAGACAGUUUGAAGAUCUGGAGCUCGAUGUCCUUUGUCCACUGCUUCCAGCAUGUCCAUAUCAAAUUGCAAUGCUUCGAGAAAUCCAGGAGGAAAUUGAAGAUAUUGGAGUCCCCAAGACGCAAAAUGAACGUCCGUUUUCUUUAUCCACACUUGAGCUGCUAAAGGAUUAUACAAAGGGUCGUAGACGUUUGAACGUUGAACCAAGCGAUGCAAAUUUGGCAGGCCAGAAGUUGUCAACUGAAGAAAUCAUGAGAUUUGCUGGAGUGAAGUUUAUUCAGUCUUCUAUCCAAGUGGCUGGUGUUGGUUCCCUGCUUAAGUAUCCUUAUGAUCUUUCUUUCUCUGGUCUCUCUGACGAGGAGACCAAAAAUGUAGAGCUUGCUGAAUGCAUGCUGGCUUCCGCUGAAAAAGUAGGCAAUCAACAAUAUGACAGUGCCAGAAGAUUGCUAAAUCAAUGCGAUCUCUUGUCUUCCAAUACUGGAAAUCCUGUUCAAAGAGUAGUUUAUUAUUUUUCCGAGGCUCUUCGAAAGAGAAUUGAUCGAGAAACAGGAAAAGUGGCAUCUCAGAGUCUGGAAAGUGACCUAUUUGAUGUCUAUGAAGCAGUGAUGAUUCCAAACCCCAUUAUCCAGGCAUGCUAUGAAGGAAUUCCAUUCUACCAGGCUCCACACUUCGCUGGAACCCAGGCCAUUUUAGAGAACAUGGCCGAGGCAAAGAGGGUUCACGUAAUUGAUCUGAAAAUCAGUAAUGGGCUGCAAUGGACUGUCUUGAUGCAUGCUUUAGCGUCUCGAAAUGAAUGCCCUCUUGAGCUUCUCAAGAUAACUGCUGUGGGGACCAAUUCAAAGCAACAUAUUGAGGAUACAGGUAACCGUUUAAAGAGUUUUGCUCAGACAACUAACAUACCCUUUUCUUUUAAGAUAGUUAUGGUAUCAAGCAUGCUUGAUCUCAAAGAGGAUCUCUUUGAGUUAGAUGCCGAUGAACAACUAGCUGUAUACUCUGAAUAUGCACUAAAGAGCUUGAUUGUGCAGCCAAAUCAGCUGGGUCAUUUAAUGGAAGUUUUCAGGAGUAUCAAUCCGUGUGUGUUGGUGAUGAUUGAAAUAGAAGCAAAUCACAACUCGAGGGUCUUUGUCCAUCGUUUCAUUGAAACUCUUUUUUACUUCAGUGCAUAUUUUGAUUGUGUUGAUGCAUGUCUGGAACAUAAUGAUCCAUCUAGCAGGAUGAUUAUAGAAUCCAUUUACUUGGGCGAAGGAAUCAGGAAUAUUGUGGCUAGUGAGGGAGAGGAAAGGAAGAUUCGAAAUGUGAAGAUUGAUGUGUGGAGAAAAUUCCUUGCACAGUUUGGAAUGGUAGAGACAGAACUGAGCGAGGCAUCCUUGCAUCAGGCAAACUUUGUUAUCAAGAAAUUUGCUUUUGGGAGCUGCUGUACAUUUGAUAUAGAUGGGAAAAGCCUGCUUAUUGGGUGGAAGGGCACACCAAUUCUUUCACUUUCCACUUGGAAGUUCAUGUCACAAGACUAGUAAGGAUUUGUUUGUUCAAUUGCCAACAGAUUUUAGCAGUUGUUCCUUUUUUGGUGGAAAAAUCCUGUUACAUAAGAAUUUGUCUGAAUUUUUAAUUUUUUGGACAGACUGUUUAAAGGCAGUUCUUAAUGAAUUUUCUUUUGAACUGAAUUAAAAAUUUAUAAUAUGUGCUGUAUUCACUUUACAGAUGAAAAUGAUUUUGCCCAAAUUCCAAAGGCAAGGCCCACAUAUGAAUAAGAGUAAGCUUGAUUUCAGGGAUCCCAUUCUUUCAA
Molecule: messenger RNA, 2076 nt
Organism: Populus nigra (black poplar)
Lineage: Eukaryota; Viridiplantae; Streptophyta; Magnoliopsida; Malpighiales; Salicaceae
Product: DELLA protein RGL1-like
Exons: 1
Coding region: 128-1804 (558 amino acids)
Biological process (GO): regulation of DNA-templated transcription
Cellular component (GO): nucleus
Molecular function (GO): DNA-binding transcription factor activity; sequence-specific DNA binding
Source: RefSeq, a predicted model, not a curated record